UAACACUAUGCAAUGGGAAGUAAGAUAUUGUGAUAUUGAAAUGGUGAAACAUUUCAAUAUAACAUGUUGUCACAUGAUCUGAUGCUGCCGUUUUUCCUAUCUGUGAUACAACAAACACUGUGUUACACAAUACAGAACAUUGUUUUUUCACUGUUAUAGUUCAAAAGAUGUGAAUGGAAAGGUCAGCAUUGUUAAGUUAUAGAAGAAUGAAAUGAAAUGACAAAAUGAGUGUGUGGAAAAGAUUACAGCGUGUAGGCAAAUCAGCCUCCAAGUUCCAGUUUACAGCAUCGUAUCAGGAGCUUCAAGUUGAAAGUUCUAAGAAAUGGCAACCAGACAAGAUUUGUAUUGUUUGGACAAGAAGGAACCGGAGAAAGUCCACCAUGCUCCAUAAUUGGGAACCUACCAUAAAGAACCCAUACUUAGGUGAAGUUAUUUGGACAGUUCCAGAGAAUAUAGAAAUACAGGUGACAUUGUUUCGGGACAAUAAACAUUCACCAUAUGAAGAUAAAGAAUGGCAUUUCGUGAUUGAAAAUCAAGAUAAGAGUGGCCGGAGAAAGGUUCUGGCAUCUGCAGCCAUCAAUAUGAUGAAAUAUGCUAGUGAUGUACCAACACAGCAUGACCUGGCCAUCAAACUGAGUCCAGCUACAAGGAAAAUAGUGUCAGCAAAGAUUAAACUCACCUUGUCUUGUGUCUUUCUCAGAGAGGGUAAAGCAACAGAUGAGGACAUGCAGAGUGUGGCUUCGCUGAUGUCGAUAGGAAAGACAGACAUUGGUAAUCUGGAUGAUGUAGAGGAUGAUGAGGAAUCGGACCUGAACAUGUCAAUGAAAGUUGCAGAAAUAACAAGUCAGAUGUCACAGUUGCAUACAGCCAAUCAGAACAUGGGUAAUCCAUUUGGUGACCCAGAUUUAGAUGUUGAUGAGGACAUUGAUCAAAUGUUUCAAAAAUACACACCACAGAAACUUCCACUGAAUCCAUUUGAGGAGGCUGAAGAAGACAAUUAUCAAAGUCCGUCAGCAGAAAACAGCAGCAUAAACCCAUUUGAAGAAGAGUUUGAUAAAAACACUGAUGAUACUAAUAAUAGUGCGAGUACUAAUCCAUUUGAAGAUUCAACUGAACUUGAUGAUAGUAAUCCUUUUUCGGAAAAUUUCAAAGACACAUCAUUAGAAAAACCUGCCAAAAAGAAAAAGGCGCCUGCGCCACCUGUAUCAAAAUUUCAAACAUUACCUCAAAAUGUGCCAGUGAAAUUAGACAGUGAGGCCAAGCCUCCUUUGAAAGUAGAAAAUGAAGUAAGUGUUCCCCCUGUGAAUGAAAAGCCGCAUAAAUAUAUUAAAUCACCAAAAAAGAAGGCUCCAGUAGUCCCUAGACCAGUUUAUCAAGGGACACCACCCUUGUCACCAAAGGAGAAAAGAAGGUCAAGGCCAAUUACUCCUCCUCCAGAUGCAACGGGAGAUAAUUCUGUACAGCAGACACCAAAGACUGAGACAAAAGUGACAGAUGAAGUAAAUGGAACACCAGUAGCCAACAACUCACCCAGCACAGACUCUAGUUAUAGUGAAUCUCCUGCUCAGAAUGCUCCUAGUUCAACCCUUGACCUCCUGGGAUGGUGUAAAGAGGUCACAAAAGGUUACAAAGGGGUCAAGGUCACAAAUCUUACAACUUCUUGGAGGAAUGGAAUGGCAUUUUGUGCUGUUAUACAUCAUUUUAGGCCUGACCUAAUAGAAUUCAGCAAGCUAGCACCACAUGAUAUUAAAGGAAAUAAUAGAAUUGCAUUUGAUGCAGCAGCAAGACUUGGAAUUCCUCGUGUGAUAGAGCCAUCAGACAUGGUACUGCUGGCUGUCCCUGACAAACUGGCUGUGAUGACAUACCUACAUCAGCUGAGAAGUUACUUCACAGGAACAUCUUUAGAAAUUCAGCAAGUUGGUCCUAGUUCUUCUGAAAGUACAUAUACUCUUGGUGAGCAUGAUACGGCCGAGGACACGGCCAUUUCUAAAGAAAUGUAUGGGGAUAAAAUGAGUGAUAGAGUAGCCUCCCCAUCUAAAGAAAAAGUUAAUGAAAACUCUGUAACAGGAGGAAGUGAUAAAGUGGACAAACACAUGCCAAAUGGAAUAAAGGAAAUUAAAGACAGCUCAAGUGAUAGGAGUAAUAGAUCUAGUCUUUCAAGAGGAAGUUCUAAAGAAGGUUCUCCAACUAAAACUGUAAGUGAUUCAAAGAGAAGUUCUGUCUCUCCAGAGUCAGAGAAAACUAAGACAGUAGGAAAAGAGGAGUCAUUAAAUCCAUUUGGAAGUGAUGAUGAACAUGAAAAUGCUGUUGAAGAUUCUGAACAACAGUCUGAUACAGCUGAUAAAAAACAAGAUGGAAAUGCAAAAAGAGCUAUGAAUCUGCCAGGUUUAAAAACUACAGAAUUUACUAAGAAGAAGCCUGUUUCUCCAUCCAGAGAAAAGACUCCAGAUACACCCAGCUCUGAGGCAUCAGACACGUCACAAUCGAGUAGAAAGUCGAGACAGCUGGAGUUGAAGGAGAGAGCUCAGCUUUUGUUACAGAAAGCUCGAAAGGAGACUGAACAGAGACAGAAAGACAUGGAAGAUUCAGUAGAAAGUACAUCAGAAGAUAAGCCAGAUACAGCUGAACACAAACCUGAGACUGACGAAGAAGAGAGGAAGAAACGAUUACGCGAACGUGCCCGAAAGUUGAUCAGUCAGACACGAGACAGUAUUGGAAAACCAGAGACAGAGUUUAUACGUCAUAUGAGCGGAGACGCUCUGUCACAGACAGUGACUUCGUCAACUGCCCAGCCAUCUGCUCUUAACAUAGAAGAAACAGUUCCACUUUACACUCGUCAAUUACUGAGGUCUUACUUGAAUGUUCAUCAACACGACAGUGCAACAGAUCAGACAGAUGGUUCCAGAUCCUCUGGAGAACAAAGUUUAUCGAAAUCAGACCAUAAAUUAAAGAAGAUAAGCUUGGCUAAACCAAAGAUACAGCUGACAUCACCAGUGUCUCCAGGAUUUGAGAAGGAAUUCCCUCCUCCAGAACAAAGUGAAAAGAUGCCUUCAGAAUCCAAGACUGAAACAUCACAGACAAGACAUGCUGUGACUCCACAGCAGCAGAUUUCUUUCACUAGUUUGGAUUUUGAAGACAGAGAGUCAAGAGAACAAAGUCCAUUCCUGAGGCAAGCUGAGAAUCUACAGGACACAAAUCAGUAUGUACAGAAUGAGAUGGAGAACUUGGAGAGAGAGCAGGCUCAGAUUGACUGUAGAGCUGCUAUACUGGAACGUCAGUUACGGAGAUGUAUGGAGAAAAGUAGUAACAAGGCGAAAGAGGAGAAGCUGUUGCAGGAAUGGUUUAUGCUAGUCAAUAAGAAAAAUGCAGUGAUACGUAGACAGAUGCAACUCAACAUACUGGAAAAAGAAGAUGAUCUUGAGAAGAAGUUUGACCUGUUAAAUCGGGAGCUUAGAGCUAUGAUGGCAAUUGAAGACUGGCAGAAAACAGAAGCUCAAAAGCGUAGGGAGAAGUUGUUAUUGGAGGAACUGGUUGUCAUAGUGAACAAAAGGGAUGAACUUGUCCAACAUCUCGACUCCCAAGAAAGAGCUAUUGAAGACGAGGAGAGACUAGACAAGCGCAUAACAGAGGGUAAAUUACUCAAUCAGGAUAAAAGCUGUACCAUACAGUAACAUCAUCACAAAAACCUACACCAUUCUGUAGUAAAUUCUGCACAAUACUGCAUGUACCAUACAGAGACCCUAAAAUGGAUGUCGCCCUUCAAGAUAUUGCAUUCAUUGUGCAAGGAAAGUUGUGCUUAAAACAGUUGAAACAGCUAAAUACAAUAUAUUAUAUUAUAAUCCUUGGAAUGGACCCUUGGAGUUAAAAGCAUCUACCAUACAGUGAUCCCAUGAGCUAAUGUAUCUACAACACAGUGAUCUUUGGGUUUGAUCUAGGUAGUACUAGCUAGGUUUUAUUAUUAAAGCGAGGACAAUUUAUCUGUUUGCCAGUAAUGGUCAGAUGUAUGUUGUGCCAUUUAGAAAAAAACAGCACUCAGAAAUCUGAUGUAGUAUAUUUGUAUUUGAAUGGGCUGAAUAUAUUUUGAAAAGUUUUAUUGAUUUAUACUUAUAGUUUUGAGUGAAGCAAUGUUAGUUUUCAACUAAUUUUUUUUUUUUGAAAGUUUUGAUAUCUUGUGGAGAUAAAUCCCUUUAUUAGCUCACCUGAGCACAAAGUGCUCAGGGUGAGGUAUUGGGAUCGCUCACCGUCCGGCGUCCGUCCGGCCAUUGUACGUCCGUCCACACUUUCCUUUAAACAACAUCUCCUCCUAAACCAACAGGCCAAUUUUGAUGAAACUUCACAGGGAUGUUCCUUGGAUGGCCCCCUUUCAAAAUUGUUCAAAGAAUUGAAUUCCAUGCAGAACACUGGUUGCCAUGGCAACCGAAAGGAAAAACUUUAAAAAUCUUUUUCUCAAAAACCAGAAGCCCUAGAGCUUAGAUAUUUGGUGUGAAGCAUUGCCUAGUGGACCUCUACCAAGUUUGUUCAAAUCAUGACCCUGGGGUCAAAAUUGACCCCACCCCAGGGGUCACUUGAUUUAACAUGAGAAUAUCUUAAAAAAUCUUCUUCUCAAAAACCAGAAGCCUUAGAUAUUUGACAUGUAGCAUUGCCUAGUGGACCUUUACUAAAAUUGUUCAAAUCAUGACCCCGGGGUCAAAAUUGACCCCGCCCCAGGGGUCACUUGAUUUUACAUAGGAAUAUCUUCAAAAAAUUUCUGAAAAUAAACCAGAAGGCCUAGAGCUUAGAUAUUUCACAUGUAGCAUUGCCUAGUGGACCUUUACAAAAUUUGUUCAAAUCAUGGCCCCCGGGGUCAAAAUUGACCCCGCCCCAGGGGUCACUUGAUUUUACAUAGGAAAAUAUUUAAAAAAUCAUCUUCUCAAAAACCAGAAGUCCUAGAGCUUAGAUAUUUGACAUGUAGCAUUGCCUAGUGGACCUUUACUAAAGUUGUUCAAAUUAUGACCCGGGGGUCAAAAUUGACCCCGCCCUAAGGGUCAUUUGACUUUACAUAGGAAAAUCUUCAAAAGUUUUCUAAAAAUAAACCAGAAGGCCUAGAGCUUAGAUAUUUCACAUGUAGCAUAACCUAGUGGACCUCUACAAAAUUUGUUCAUAUCAUGACCCCCUGGGUCAAAAUUUACCCCACCCCAGGGGUCACUUGAUUUUACAUAGGAAAAUCUUCAAAAAUUUUCUAAAAAUAAACUAGAAGGCCUAGAGACUAGAUAUUUGACAUGUGGCAUUGCCUAGUGGACCUCUAAAAAAUUUGUUCAAACCUUGUCCCCCGGGGUUAAAAUUGACUCCGCCCUAGGGGUCACUUGAUUUUACAUAGGAAAAUCUUUAAAAAAAAAAUCUAAAAAUAAACCAGAAGGCCUAGAUCUUAGAUAUUUGACAUGUAGCAUUGCCUAUUAAGACUUUUACAAAAUUUAUUCAAAUCAUGACCCCUGGGGUCAAAUUGACCCUGCCCCAUGGGGUUACUUGAUUGUACAUAGAAAAAUCUUCAAAAUGUUCUAAAAAUAAACCAGAAGAGCUUAGAUAUUUGACAUGUAGCAUUGCCUAGUGGACCUCUACAAAAAGUUUUCAAAUCUUGUUUUUAAAGUUACUUAAAGAAAAUUUCAACUAUAUUUUCUCAUAAUUCUUUUGAUUGAUUUCUAUUAUGAUCUUUUGACCUUGAAGACUUGUCCUUAAGUGCAAUGAUAACAGGUGAGCGAUAUAGGGCCAUCAUGGCCCUCUUGUUUCAAUGAAUCUAAUUACCUUUCGUACAAGAGCUUUAUCUGGUAGUCCAUAAAAAUGGGAUAUAUAGUGUUAAUUGUCAAAAAAAGACAGCUUUGUUGCUAAAUAGUGCAAGAACUAUGAAAUAUUAAAUCUAAAUUUCUAUGUUGGAAAGAUCUAUUUAGAAAUGCAACACUUGUUCUAUGUUAAUUUACAACAACAAAAAUCAAGAAUUAUUAACUUACGUUAUGCUUUUUAAUCAUAUGGAUAAUGUGCAAUAUUAUAAUGUUAAGUAAUUGCAUGUAAAUUGUGUGUAUGUGUUUUGUUGUAAAUAUUUCGAGCAAAUUUAUUACUGGUAAGCCUUUGAAACUGUGGUGACUAUGCCUGUAGAUAUUUAAUGAGUCAAAAGAUGGUAUAUUGUCAGUUGUCACAAAUAGUCUGCAUCAGAUAUUUACCUGAAACUUGCAUUGAAUUAUUGUUUAUGAUAAGGCCAAAACAAACUUCAUCCUUUCUUCAAAUAUCUUGUGAUGUUUUGGUCUUUCAGUUAUUUCUGUGCCAAAUACAUGUAUAUAUUCCUAGUGACUUGUAAUCCCAUCUCAAUAUAGGGACCUCCAUAUCUCAGAUUUUUGAAACAGUAUGUGCAGGUGUUUUUUAACUUAUUUUGUGGAUUUAACCAUAAUGUAUUAUUAGAUGGAGCAUGAUUGACUCACCAGUUCCAGCAACUUCUCUGAAAUUAGUAUAGGCAAAAAAGUCCUAAAUUUUACCAAACUGUCCAUAUUGGUGAAAGGAAAUAUUUGCAAAAUUGCAUAAUAUAUUUUUAUAUAAUUAUGCCUAUGUCUUUCAAAAGACAGCCAUAAAUCUCAAAUAUUAUUCCUAGCAAACCAAUUAAAGUUUUAAAUAUCACAAAUUUUUAGCGUUAUGAGACCAUAAGAAUUAUUGAGUUUACAGUAAUAAAGCUACUUGGAUUGGCUUACAAGGACAGGAAAUUUCUUCAUGUGCUUUCAAGUCUGUCUUUUUGAAUCGUUCAUGUAAACUCCAACAUUUUGUAAUCAACAUUAUACCAUCUUUGCUCAGCUAUGUAUCAUUUAAAACCUUUAUAAAAUGAGCCGUGCCAUGAGAAAACCAACAUAGUGGCUUUGCGACCAGCACAGAUUCAGACCAGCCUGCGCAUC
This is a messenger RNA of Mercenaria mercenaria, 6908 nucleotides long. RefSeq names its product EH domain-binding protein 1-like. Gene Ontology annotation, molecular function: protein binding. Bases 225 to 3671 code for a protein of 1148 amino acids. The record is from RefSeq and is a predicted model, not a curated record. Lineage: Eukaryota; Metazoa; Mollusca; Bivalvia; Venerida; Veneridae. The transcript has 26 exons.